This is a messenger RNA of Cygnus olor (mute swan), 6316 nucleotides long. It is a transcript of the gene OTOA, whose product is annotated as otoancorin. NCBI's taxonomy places the organism in Eukaryota, Metazoa, Chordata, Aves, Anseriformes, Anatidae. The transcript has 29 exons. Gene Ontology annotation, cellular component: cell surface. The coding region runs from base 1413 to 4814 and encodes 1133 amino acids. The record is from RefSeq and is a predicted model, not a curated record. Gene Ontology annotation, biological process: cell-matrix adhesion.
GGCAGAGAACAACAACAAAAAAAAAAAAAACAGAUCCAAAUUCAGCAAAAAAAAGAAAUGGGGAAAUUAAGCGUAGCGGCAGAUAAGCCUUUGAAAGGAAGGUAAGGGAGAGAAUACCUAACAAAGCGAUCUUGUGGUCAGAGAAAAGCUGGCUGAUGGGACCUCUGUAUCAUUUGUUAAAAAUUAUGGAGUAAUUCCAAUGCAAGAAGCUGCAAUCUGCAGAGCAUCACCUAAUAUCUGAAUUAAUUUGUUGCUUCCCCUGUGGGGAUGGUGACCCCCGCAGCUGGGCAGAGGCAGGAAACCCUCCCUGCAGGGACCUGCUGCAGCAGGGGGCUACGGUGAUGGUCCUGGUGCAGGGGAGGGAGCGUGGCUGCAGAAAUGCCUCUGGGAGAGGGACCUGCUCAGUCCCCACUUCUUUUCGAUCCUGGCUGUGUGUCAGGCCAAGCAGCUUUGCACUAUGUAUCCUUGUCCUUCAGGAUGUAGACCAAAUGGAAAAAAAGAAAUCAAGUUGUAUAGGACAACUGAGACUGUUGGUCUUCCCUGACAAGAAUCAGUGACGGCCUGGUGCAAAGCUCUGGGAGUCCCAUUACUGCCCUUCCUUCCAGUUCAUUUAGCUUUUGGUGACCUUCAUGUUGCAUAGCACAAGGCAGCAGGGAUAGCAGAAGCUACUAAAGCACGUAUUUGCCUAGAAACUAUGACCUGGCCGAUGCUGGAAAAAUUGAUGGUGUACUUCUCAUGAGUACAAAGACUAGAGGUUUGAGCAGUCUAAAUAAAGUGGCAUGGUCGUGAACCCACGUGUUGCUUUUCCACAGGGGCACAAGUAUAUUUUUUGGGCUCUCUGCAGAGUGGUGGUACGAGGGAGGGGUGGAGUACUUGACACUGAUGCAGAGGGCCAGGCCGUGGUGCAGAUCAGAGCUCUGCCAGUGGAAGGUCCAAGGGCUGCUCCGCAGUGGUCAUACAGGCAAUUCCACAAGCUAGGGAAGGCUUUGGGAUUGUUUGGAGUUUCAUUUCUAUUUCUUUUUUUUCAUUCUAUUUAUUUUUAUUUUAUCUGAAUUUAAUUUUUUUCCCAACUAAAUUGCAUUUAAGUCAUAUUUAGUUGGAUGUGGCUUAGUAAGGAAACAGUGCUGCUAAGAACAAAAGUAAAAGAGCUGUUUGGCAAAAGGGAAAGCUGGCUGCACACAUACACUUUAUACAAGCCUACUAGGUGUAUCUCUAUCCUGGAAAAAGAUCUAAAUGGAUAGCUUGGGAGCAAGCACUUUUAGAUCGUUCUGAUCUCAGUCUGCACUCCAUAGCUUAUGCUGGCUCUAAUUUAUAGCUAUGAAAGUUUGGGGUGAAUACUGCCUUUUGACUUUGUUCUUUUUAUUUUCCUUUUCAAUCCAAAUAUCUUCUGAUUCUAUUAAACACUAGAAGAAAUGCCCAGACUUUUGAAGAUAUGUUUCUUAUUGAUAUUAAUGAGUCCUGCUGAGAUUACACACAGUCAGAACUCUGCAGAUUUGCCUCCGUUAUUACAAAAAGCUGUGGAGGAAGUAAUAACUGGGAAAUAUCUGAAUGCUCUCCUCGAUAUACUUCAUUUUCAGAGUUCUAAUGCCUGGACAGCAGAUACGCUUACAAAAGUUAUGGCAUAUUUUCAUGCCCAAGAUGUUGUAUUUACUCUUAGCAGCCUGCAGAUGUCCAUACAAAGUUACUUGCAGAACCUUUUAUACCAGCCUAGGCAGCUGCUGUCCGUGUUUCAGCAGCUUGAUCAGCAGCAGUUCCAGACUGCAAUGAAGUACCUCUUCAACAGCAGAAAGGACCGUCUUGAAGUGGGAAAUGUUGUUCUUGAUUGGAAAAACACUAGAGAGAGAAUUUUCCAAAGCCCAGGAGUGAACAGGACCUUUUUUCUUAUAACGCUGGAGAAAUGCUUUCUGGCCCUAAGGGCUAUGGACUGUGUGGAUAUCCUAAGCCAGGUUUUGCAUGUGUCAGCAGUGAACUAUCUCCAACCUGAUGUCAUUGGGAGCCUCCCAAAAGUUCUGCAGGAGGAUGCUUUCAGAAACUUGUCAACAGUAUUCAAGGACCUCUAUGACAAAACCUCAGCAAAUACACAGAAAGCUCUGUAUGGCUGGAUGAGGGAGAUUCUACAAAAAUCAUAUAACAUGAGCGAGUUCAGUGAAUCAGCUUCAUGGGUCAGCGCAGAAAAUUUAUGGAUUUUGGGACGAUACAUGGUCCAUCUGCCUUUAGAAGAAAUUCUGAAAAUUAGUCUCAAUGAAAUAAGACUAUUCAUUAGCUACGACAAUGCAACGAAGCAGUUGGACACGGUGUAUGAUAUCACACCAGAGCUUGCACAAGCUUUCCUGGAAAGAAUAAACUCAUCAGGAUUUGAUAUGAGAAACACUUCAACUAUCUACAGGCUAGGUUUGUUGGUUUGCUUUUAUGAUGACAUGGAACAGAUGGAUGCCUCUGUGGCCCGGGCUUUGCUUCAUCAAAUGAUUAAAUGCAAUCAAUUGAGAGGUUUCCAGGCUGAGGUUCAGAAGCUCAAAUCUCAGCUCCUGAAUAUUGCUAUGCAGAACCAGACUUUGAAUGAUAUCCUUGGAUCACUGUCAGACGCUGUGGUUGGACUGACUUCAGGUCAGCUGGAAUCUUUGUCACCUGAGGCAGUUCAUAAUGCUAUUGCAACACUAAACCAAGUCUCUGGAUGGGCAAAAAGCCAAGUUAUGAUUUUAUCCAGUAAAUACCUCUCUUAUGAAAAGGUUUUAUUUUAUAAUGUUAGUCAAAUGGGUGCAUUGGUAACUGGUAUUAGCACCCAGUCAUUCUACAGGAUGAACCCAAAGGAGCUUUCUCAGGUCAUUCGAGGCACAAUGUCCCAAUACUCGCCAGACUUAUCACCUGCACAACAACAAGGGAUCCUCAGGAAGAUAGCUUCAUCUAGAGAUUUUUCUUCACCAGUCACAGAUAUACAAGGGGCUUUCUUUAGAGAAAUAUCUCUUCCUGAUUUAUGGAAAGAGACUGGAUAUAAUUCUUCAGUGAUGAAAGAAAAAGAACUAAGAAGAAGCCAGGCUUUAUAUCUGUAUGAGUUACUGUCUAAGAAAAGCUCUCCUGUUGACCUCCUAAGCACAGGACAGCUUGUGAAAGGAGUGACUUGCCAGUUGAUUGAAAGUAUGGGCACAGACUUUUUUUUAAGCCAUUUUAAAUUCUUUGAAAAGAACCUUCAUCUGCUUUCUCCAUAUCAGGUUAAUUGUUUGGCUUGGAAAUUUUGGAAAGCCUCCAGUGCAUCCAUUCCUCCCUUCCUCUUGUUGGUGCUGCCGGUUGAGUACCUGGAGUAUGUUUCAGGCCCUCUGUGUGUCACUUUCAUUGAAAGCCUUGGGAAGACUGAGGUGGACCUCUUGAAUCCAAGCCUUCACAAAAAAGACGCUGUCCUGCAGAAAGUGCAGGAGUGCUUGAAUGGUUCCAUUGCUGAUGAAUAUGAUGUUGACCUACUCGGAAAUCUAAUCUGCCACUUACCUCCAACCUUUCUACACGACAGAAUGUCCCUGAAGGCAAUGGCAGCAGCCCUUCAUCAAUUCAAACUCUGCCAACAGCUCAGCCAUGAGCAGAAGACUGAAAUUAAAUACAAACUCCUUGAGUUAUACGGCUCCCCAAAGAACUGGACAGCUGAAACAACAUUAGAUAUUGGACCAUUCAUAGCUGAGUUGUCAAAAAGAGAAUUAAAUGUACUUGCUGAAAAGUUCCAGGAUAUCAUUUUGCAAAUAGCAAAGACAGUAAGACCAAUUUCUUCAGCCAAAGAGCUUCUAUCAACUGUAUUUGAAUCCGUCUCCAAUGCCACUGCCAAUAUUGAACCACCUCUCGUCAGACCAGAUUGCCUUGGAACCAGAGCCCCUUCUUCAGAUGAAGUUAUUAAAUUAGCAGAAGCAAAUGUCUAUUGGUCAGUUCAGGAACUGAAAUGCAUGGAUGCAAGGACUUUUGACAAAAACGUGGAACGUCUUGGGACUGUCUCUGGUUUUAACAGCUCACAGCUUAUGGUGUUGAAGGAAAAAGCCAAGCAGGUUUGGGGAUCGCUGUCAGUCUGGAAGAGUUACCAUAUUGUUUCUCUGGGGCGCAUUGCUCUGGCACUCACUGAAGAUGAAAUUGAAGAGCUGGAUUUACAUCUGAUCGACACCAUUUCUGUUCUGAGUCAGCAAACAGAAUGGACUCAUACCCAAGCAAGAUCUAUUUUGCACAGUUUUCUAGAAGACUCUGGCCAGACAAUGAGUACAUUAAAAAGUUUUGAUUUAGUUGGAUUAGGAGCUAUUCUCUGUGCUCUGAACUCCACAGAAAUCAUGUCCAUAAGGAGUGUUGAAUUCAGUGCUGCUGUUGCAAGAAUUGGCCUGUUGCUGUGUAGCACCCCUGUUCUGAGGCAGUUUAAGAAGAUGGCAGAGUCUGUGUUUGGAUCUGCAACUAGCUGGAAUGGCUCUGUGUUACAGGAGAUUGGUACUAUAGCAGGUGGUUUGAAUGAGGAUGAAUUAAAAGCUUUCGAUAAAAACCUGAUGCCAUAUUUCCAGCCGAUAGCAAUAAGCCACAUACCUGGUGAAAUUUUCCAAGCAUUGUCCCCAGAACAAAUAGCAAACCUGGGCCCUGAAAAUGCUGCCAUGGUUACAGGAUCUCAACGUAAGCAUCUGACUUUAUCACAGCUCCAGAGCCUUCAGCUGGCACUGGAUGGAGCCAGGACAAGCACCCCAGAGGCACCCACCACAGCUUGUGCACACCCAGUGGGGCAGACCCCAGCUCCAGGUGGUGCUCCCUGUUUGGGUGGCUUCAGCAUCUGGUUGUGUGCCAUGUUCAUGCUGUGCGUGCUCUCCUGAAUCUAUCAUUGUUAAGCUUGUGUGUCCUGGAGCUUACAAAGGAGAUGCUAAAGAGCUGCAGCUCAGCACAAAUAGUAGAAUGAAGAGGUUCUCAAAUGUCCGAGUACAACCUGAUUAAUUUCUUAAAAGCAACACCUUCAUCCAUCAUUGUGAUGUGAAGUAUCCCCUUUUCCUUGCUUUACCAUUAAUGAGUAACACAGGAGUUCCCUCCAAGUGCUUCAGAACACAUUUCAAAACUGGAAAUGCCUUAUGUGCAUCAUGAGAAAAAAACUUACGCAGUCCUUUUUAUGUUGACUACUUUGGUCACACUAUUUUAUCCAUCUGUUGGGUUUUCUUUUUAUACCUUGAAUCAUUCCUCAGAACAGAGACUGUCUUUCUGUGUGACAUAGUAGAAACCAUGCUGAAAGUUACUGCUGUUGCAAUAAAAUAAUUUAAUCUCUGGGAUGCUGGUUUAAAUCCUGCUCAGCUAAGAAGUGGUCCUGAGUGAAAUACCUUUCAAACUUUUAUUUGUAUUUCUUUGUGGCAAACAUCACACCUAGCUUCUUAGUACUGAAAGCAGAUUUAAAAUUUUCCUACGGGUGGGGAAGGGAUAGGAUCGGGGCUGGAGGGAAGAGGCUCCCAGCUUCUGGUGCUCCUGGGGAAGAGCGAGUGUUUGCUGUUGCUGCUGGGAAUAACAGCUCCCACCCCAUUCCCAGAUAGUCUGUAAUUCCUGCAGCAGCAGGAGCCAGCCUGAUUUUCAGGGCUCUGUUAUUGGCAAAGGAAGCAGUAAGAGCAUGGCCACUUUUCACCCCCUCCUGUUCCCUCUUGCUCUUUAGCAAUCUGUUCCUCUUUGAACUGCCUUUGCCUAUCUUUAACCCUAGCAAAUAUGAUGUGAUGUUACAAGUACUACUAUGCUGUAUUUUAUGAGCAAAGAACUACUAUUGUUGCAAAUUGCCUUGCAGCCCUUUCUCUAGUGCCAGUGAUAAAAUUCUAGCUUGUUCCCAGUGCGUUUCCUUUUCUGCAUAUAAACAGUAGAUUGCAGCAUUUACUUAAAUAGAAAGAAAUUUGUAUGAUCAAUCCCAGUAAAUACAUGCAAACACCCACCAAAAGCCAAAAAUGCUUCAAUGGAUCCAAUACAUUAUAAAGAUUUAUGUUUUCUCAUCUUAAAAAGUCAUGCCUCAUUUAGAUGUGAAAGUACUAAAAGGUUGUUUCAUUUCUAGAAAUUACUUGACCUGAAUUCUGUGUGUAUUUCAGUGAAGAUGCAGGAGAGUAUUUUCAUAGUCAAGAAGAGAGUCAGUGUUUCCAGUUCAGCUGUGUAAGUCAGAUACGUGACUUAGCUAUAUCAAGCACUUCAAAAAUCCAUAUGAGCUGAAAAUGAUCUUCUGUCAAUGUACCUGGUAGUGAUUCUGUCUGCAAUUAUGUGAGUCAGAGUUCAGCUUUUAAUUGGAGCAGGAGUGAGCUCUUUGCUUUGUGCCAUCUGUGCUGUGAUUCCUUUCAAGCACAAGUGCUCUUAAAUAGCUGAA